AUGGCGGUGUUGUCCGGGGAGAUCCAGGACUCAAGCAUGACCCAUUCCUGGCCACCUGCACUGUCCUCCCUGCAUCUCCCUGGCAGCGGGGAUAUCCACCGGACCUCCUACACCACAAAGGUGGCGAUGCUGGCAGAUGACCUGAAGCUAAGCAGUGAUGAAGAGGAGGGCACCAAGGACCUUCAGCAGUCCACUUCCUGGCGCAGUACUGACAGCCGUGGGGGGAAGCAGCAGCAGCGCGCACAUGGCAGGCAGGCGAGACAUUCCAGCAGCAGCUCCUCCAGCUCCGGCUCCUCCAGCGACUCGGACAGCAGCAGCCCGCGCUCGCGAAGCUCCAGCCGAGAGACACACUCCGAGCCCGGGACUCCCACGAGUGCUCAGCCCCCAGGCUGCUCUACUGAGGGGACAGAGCAGCCGUCCUCAACGCAGUGGCAGCUGGACAAGUGGCUGAGGAAGGUCAGGAAGAAACAGUCCUCUAGCGACCAGGAGACGAGCAGGCAUGCACUGAGCAUCAAGAAAGCUUCUCCCUCCAGCUCAGACUCGGACAACAGCCAGACUCCAGCGGGGUCCUGGCGAGGAGACCACAGCCCAGAGCAGACCGAGGUCCACAGCCCCUGUGACAGCCCUGUUCCCAGCCCCGGCCUAAACUGCAGCCCCAGUAUUAGCCCAAGGCCUAGCCCUUUCCCCAACUCACCCAUCUGCAGUCCAAGCCCUGUUCCUAGUUCCAGCCCUGUCCCCAGUCCCAUACAUUGUACUGAGCCAGGGCUCUACCCUUGCCAUAGCCCUAUUCACAGUCCUCCUGCUUUGAUUAGCCCUACAACCAGCCCCACUCACAGGCUCAAAGCUAAACCCUGGGACACAGGAGUCCGGAACACCAAGGCCAGCCACAGGUCCAGUCCCAGUCCCACUUCGAGUCCCAGUCCUAGACGGAAUUCUCGGCAUACCUCAGGACAAAGCCCCAGACCCAGAGCAAAGCUCUGGCCCUCACCACAGAUCAAGAACGAGUGCCUCCGCAGGCCUAGCCCCAGCUCCAGUCCUGGGCCCCAUUCUCGGCCUAGAUUGAGAUCCAGCCCCACACUCAGAUCCAGAUCCAAGCCCCAGCCUGCCACAGUCCUCAGCUCUGGGUCCAGGCACAGAUCCAGCUCCAGCCCCAGGCCUCGCCCUCAGCCUAGUUUUAGGUCGAGCUGUAGCCCUAGCCCUAGCCCUAGCCCUACACCCAGAGCCAAGCCCCAGCCUACCACAAUCCUCAGCUCUGGAUCCAGCCACAGAUCCAGUUCCAGCCCCAGGCCUUGCCCUCGGCCUAGUUUUAGGCCGAGCCGCAGCCCUAGCCCUAGCCCUACACAUAGAGCCAAGCCCAGGAGUGCCCCAGCGCCCAAACCCGAGCCACAGCAGCGGAAGCCAUUGUCACAGGAGAAGGACCGUGAGUCAGACGGCCGCAGGUGGGCUCCGGUUGCUGAAAGGCAGGUAAGCAGGAGAGCAGCAAAGGAGGUGAAACUGAGGCACCGCUGGAAAAGGGGAUCUGAGGAAGAGGAGGUGGAGAGGAAGCAGGAGGGAGGGAGAGAGAAGGGGCAGUGGAAGAAGAGGCCACGGGGGCCCGAGUCACUGGCUGUGCAGCCCAAACAGAGACCACACACCAACAGCCAGAGGCAUCAGCAGGAGAGUGGGAUCACUGUGCACAAGAAACAGAGGAAAGAGAGGAAGACUAGGGAGGCUCAAACCGUCAUCACAGGCACCAAGCCCCGUCGUUCCCCUUCUCCGUCCCCAACACCUGUUGUCCCUCUCACAGACUCCUCCUCUUCCUCGGACUCCGACCAGGAGGCUAGCCCGCCCCUGACAGUCGCCAAGGUACCAGCUGACUCCACAUCCAGCCAACGGCCCACUCCCAGGAGGCAGCAGAACGGGCCGGCACGGUCCCUGGCAGCUUGUCCAGGCCCGGUCCAGCCCAGCAGGAAGACUGCUGAGACCCCAGGAGGAGAGCGAGGCGGGCAAGAGCAGCAGAAACUCUAUACCCUGGUCCCAUUUGGCCGCAAUGAGCACCACCCUGACCUUUCAAAUUCGCCCUCCUCCCAACACUCUCGCUCGCAGGGCCUCAGGACCCUCCUGGUGAGGAUAGACCUCACCCUCCUGACGAGGGUGCCCGGCACCACCACCAGCCUUCCACGAGAUUGCUCCUCUACCUCCUCUUCAUCCUGUUCUUCAUCGAGGAAGGCCCAGCAUACAGCUGCUAUGAGGCACCUGUGCCCGUUUGAUUCGGACCUUGGUGAUAACAAGAAGCGCAAGUGUGAGAACGGAGGUCUGCACAGAGACAGCAAGAGGCCCCACCCUCACCCCGCUCCUUCUUCAGGUCGGGUCGCUAUCACUGAGAGGGCUCCGCUGGAGGCCUACCCUGAGGUCCAACUCAAUGGCUACCAGGAGGGACACCCCAGCAGCAAGAGGAGGCCCCUGUCACCCCUGUCCCCUCUGUCAGACACCUUGGAGCCCCCCGAGAGCAGGGUGACCCCCCUCCCCUCCAGCAAGAUGAGCUGCAAGCUGGAAAAAUUGCACCACGCUGAAUACUACCUGCAUGAAGCCAAGACCAUGAAGCACCGUGCGGAUGCCAUGGUGGAUAAGUUUGGGAAGGCAGUGAACUAUGUUGAUGCUGCUCUGUCCUUCAUGGAGUGUGGGAAGGCCAUGGAGGAGGGGCCACUGGAGGCCAAGUCUCCAUACACCAUGUAUGCUGAAACUGUGGAGCUGAUCAGGUAUGCCAUGAGGCUAAAGAGUCACUCAGGACCCGGAGCCAGCCCAGAGGACAAGCAGCUAGCUGUGCUGUGUUUCCGAUGCCUGGCCCUUCUAUACUGGCGGAUGUUCAGACUGAAGAAGGACCAUGCCAUUAAGUACUCAAAAGCUCUUCUCGACUACUUCAAGAGCUCGCCCAAAGCCUCACACCCAUCAGCUUCUUGGAGUGCCAGUGCAAAGAACACAGGGUCCCAGUCCUCGAUGUCUCCCUCACCCUCCUCUGUUGGCUCGCAGGGGUCCCACGGUGGAAGCUCUGGCUCUCCCUUCAUCAGCAUUCCCCAGCGCAUCCACCAGAUGGCAGCAAAUCACCUAAACAUCACCAACAGUGUGCUGUACAGCUAUGAAUACUGGGAGGUGGCCGACAGCCUGGCUAAAGAGAACAAAGAAUUCUUUAAUUACCUGAACAACCUGAUGGGACCCCUCACCCUCCACAGCAGUAUGGCUCAUAUUGUACAGUACACCAGACAGGGCCUGCAGUGGAUUCGGAUCAGUGCUAACUUGUCUUAG
Messenger RNA from Megalops cyprinoides (Indo-Pacific tarpon), 3282 nucleotides. RefSeq names its product AF4/FMR2 family member 3-like. The record is from RefSeq and is a predicted model, not a curated record. NCBI's taxonomy places the organism in Eukaryota, Metazoa, Chordata, Actinopteri, Elopiformes, Megalopidae. The coding region runs from base 1 to 3282 and encodes 1093 amino acids. Gene Ontology annotation, biological process: regulation of gene expression. The transcript is spliced from 15 exons. Gene Ontology annotation, cellular component: nucleus; super elongation complex.